Agrilus planipennis (emerald ash borer) is the source of this 3036-nucleotide messenger RNA. RefSeq lists its product as uncharacterized. The transcript is spliced from 13 exons. NCBI's taxonomy places the organism in Eukaryota, Metazoa, Arthropoda, Insecta, Coleoptera, Buprestidae. The coding region runs from base 361 to 3036 and encodes 891 amino acids. Gene Ontology annotation, molecular function: serine-type endopeptidase inhibitor activity. The record is from RefSeq and is a predicted model, not a curated record.
CUUUUUGGUAAUCCCGAGCGUAAAUGGUAACUAACUCUCCUUCAGAUAGAGUAAUUCCGAAAAUUGUACAGAUCUGAUUAAGUCGGUUUGUAGUAUAUAAUACAGUUUUUCCAUAUAAAAAGUAUAUAAGCAUAUACCGACUUAUGUAGUUAUGUACGUACAGCAGCAAUUAUAGAAUGGAGUGGUUUAAUGUUGAACUUCUUGAUUGAUGCGAACAUUAUUCAACCUUUUUGAGAGAUAUCAAUAAGGGGUCACGCUAUGUUUAAAAGCCAUUAGCUAUAAUUUUCCAACGCCCGGGGAAAGAUCUGAAUUAUAACAAAGUUGUAUAGUGUGGGUUUAAAAUAAUAAACUAAAUAAAAAAUGAUUUUGCCAGUGAUAAGUUUUUAUGUUGUUGUGUCUUCUUUUUUCUGUGUGGGUUUUAUGAAAGUAACCGAAAGUAAUAUUUCUAAAAGAAAUGAGAGUGCGGAUGGUUUUGAAGAUGCUUAUUAUCCGGCAUUACAUUGGUCCGAUGAAUUUGAUUGGAAAUUAUUUAAGUCAGUUAAUGGGGAUGGAUCAAAUGUAUUGAUUUCCCCUCUCAGUCUUAAAAUUGCGCUAGCGAUAAUAUACGAGGGUGCCGCAGGAUUAACGGAAACUGAAUUUCAAGAUGUUCUGAAUUUUCAAUCAAAAGAAUCAGUGAGAUUACACUACAGUAAUAUUAUUAAGUCCUUAAAGAAUGGGGAUGGUGUUAAUGAAAUUCGUUUAGCUACGAGAUUGUUUUUAGAUACAGAUAUAAUUCCCAGUCAAAAAUAUUCUGCUAAUGUAAACGCGUCAUAUAAUGCCGAAGUAGAACCGACAAAUUUUGUCGUUCCUGAUAAAGCGUCCCAAAAGAUCAAUAAUUGGGCAAGCGAGGAAACAAAUGGUUACAUAUCCAAUAUAAUUUCACAAGACGAUCUAGAGGAUGUGGUGCUAUUAGUAGCGAAUGCCGUGUUUUUUAAAGGUUUUUGGAAAAAAGCUUUCCCAAAAAAUAACACCGGUCUGGGAAAUUUUUAUACAACUCCAACAAGUCUUGUUACUGUUGAAUACAUGAAUACCAUUGGAAAUUAUUAUUAUGCUGAUUCCAAAGACUUAGAGGCUCAAAUAUUAAGAAUACCAUAUAAAGGUAAUAAGUUUGGAUUUUUCGUUAUUCUUCCAUACAGUAAAGACGGUCUUCCUAAAUUAAUAAAGUCGUUAGAUUUUGCAAAAUUAAAAAGUAACAUGUACAAACUGGAUAGUCUUGUGGUUGAUGUAAGAAUCCCAAAAUUCCGAUUUAAUUUUAUUUCGUCGUACGCAUCAAUUUUACAAAAAUUCGGAUUGCAGCAUAUGUUUUCGGAUGGUGCCAGUUUACCUGGUAUUUCACACGGAGUCGGAUACGGAUAUAAAAAAUUACAAGUAAACGACAUCCGUCAAAAAGGUGGUAUAGAAAUAAGCGAAGAUGGAAGCACAAUUUUUGCAGCCACUGAAAUCCAUGUUGGAAAUAAAUUCGGCGAUGUUGAUAACAUUUUUAACGCAUCGUACCCUUUCAUGUUUUUCGUUGAAGAUCAAACAAGCGGCACAAUUAUUUUUAUUGGAAAAGUAGUAAACCCUUUAGCCACUGAACCAAUUGCUGUGCCCGUGCGAAUUGGGGAAGCACCCAACGCGAACGUUGUUGCACCAAGUAUAACAGCGGCACAGAAUGCCCAAUCAGGGUCUGAAAUUCAAUUGGGCCCUAUUGUGGAAUCAGAUAAUAGUAUACAAUCCCGUUUCAAUUAUUUUGAUUUAGAGCUACUGCGGACUUUCGGAAGCGAGGGAAAUUACCUUAUCUCGCCAGCUAGUCUGAAAACAACAUUGGGGAUGAUUCUGGAAGGCUCUAAAGGAAAGAGCGCUGAAGAAAUAGCAGAAUUAUUGCGCGUUCCUGUCAGUCAAAAAGGCAUUAGGGAUAGAUUACAAAGACUGUUGUAUGAUUUGACAGAUAAAUCAGGAUCGACAGUUCUAAUAUCUUCAAAUGCAUUAUUCUUAUCAGACAGCUUUAGUGUGUUACCCCUCUUCCGCGACACACUAUUAAGCUUUUAUAAUGCAAAAGUUAAAAUGCUGAAUUUUUCGAAGCAAAUAGAAUCUGCAGGAUUCGUCAACAAAUGGGUUUCUGAGGCUACACAAGGGCAAAUUUCAGAAUUAGUAGACUCAGGUUCUUUUGAUGCGACCCUUUCUGCCAUUAUUGCCAAUGCUUUAUACUUUAAAGGAAAUUGGAAAGAAGCAUUUAAUCCUAAUGGAACAUAUGAACACAAAUGUUUUAAAGUAAAAGGUGUUUGCCAUCCAGUACAAAUGAUGCAUGUUGUUGGAAACUUUAAAUACAAGUUUAUUGAAGAAUUAGACGCUGCAGCCGUCGAACUUCCGUACAAUGAUGACAAAUAUGCGAUGUUAAUAUUACUUCCUAAUGACAAAAGCACAGUGGAAGGCCUUAUUCGUGAUCUUCAGCAUGUUUCAUUUUCUCAUGUGAUCGAUGUAUUAGAAAAAGCAGAAGUACUAGUUGAGAUACCGAAAUUUGAAUUGGAAUAUUCUGCAGAUAUGGUACCACCAUUAACUAGUUUAGGAUUGAGGAAUGUUUUUGGACAAAAUGCAGAUCUCUCAGGAAUCACAGAAAAUGGAAAUAUUAAAAUUGAUAGCAUAAUUCACAAGACGAAGAUAUCUGUAAAUGAAGAAGGUACCGUGGCGUCUGCGGCUACGGGGGCCGUAGUUGUACCUUUAAUGGGCCUGACUGUUCCUGAAGUAAAAGCUGAUAGGCCCUUUUUAUUUUUCAUAUACCAUGUUGAAUCUAAAAACAUAAUAUUCGAAGGAAGACUUAAUCAGCCCGGAAAUAGCCAGAAUCAAUUUAGUAGUCAUAAUUAUCAAGGACAUGUACCGUUAUCAGAUCUACGAAAUCAACGGGUGCCAACGAAAGGUCACGUACAAUCAAGGUUCUCAAACCAAGGCUACUAUUACCCUCUAGAAACAUAUCGAAAUGCUGAUACUACAAGGAAAGGGGGAAGUUUGUAUGGAUAUUAA